AUGGCGACCCCACCGCCCUCGAAAGUGUGCCAGAACUACUAUCCUGAGUACGAGGCUGCCCUCAACCACCAGAUCAACCUGGAGUUCCAUGCCUCCCACGUGUACAGGUCCCUGGCCUCUUAUUUCGAAGAUGUGGCCUCGAGGCACUUGGUCGAGUUCCUCCUACAGCAGUUGAGCAAGGAGAAGGAGCAUGCCAAGAAACUGAUACAGCUGCAGAACCAGCGCGGCAGCAGCAACCGCUGGGUUAACAUCAGCAAGCCUGACCGCAACUGCUGGGGGAACAGCCUGAAAACCCUGGAAUGCACCUUGAACCAGCUGAUGAUGGUGAACCAAAGCCUACUCGAUCUGCACCAGCUGGCACUGAGAAGAAGGACGUCCAACUGUACGACUUCCUCGAGAGUAACAGUCUGA
Molecule: messenger RNA, 411 nt
Organism: Molossus molossus (Pallas's mastiff bat)
Lineage: Eukaryota; Metazoa; Chordata; Mammalia; Chiroptera; Molossidae
Product: ferritin heavy chain-like
Exons: 1
Coding region: 1-411 (136 amino acids)
Biological process (GO): intracellular iron ion homeostasis; iron ion transport
Cellular component (GO): cytoplasm
Molecular function (GO): ferrous iron binding; ferric iron binding
Source: RefSeq, a predicted model, not a curated record